CUUUGCUGGAGAGAGAAAAUGUUCGACCGGCGCAGGUCACGGGAUCCGGGCGGUCUCGUGGGAAGAGAGGGGGAACUAAACCCAAUUGGGCCAUGGGAUCACGGGACUGAGGGACGUCGACGGCCAAUUCGGCUGCAACGACUGAGCUGCCGCCCAUUAAUAACCUCCGCCUUAUACAACAUUCCCAUUCCCUCUUUUCCUCUCCCAAUUCCUCUAUAACGCCAAAAUGGGUGGUGGCGGCAAGAUCCCGUACCCCAAGGAAGUCUGGUCUCCCGCCGGAGGCUGGUACGCUCAGCCCGCGAACUGGAAAGCCAACACGGCCAUCAUCGGCGCUGCUGUCAUCGGAAUUGUUGCCGCGACCUGGAGCCUCAGCGCCGAGCGUGAGCGCCGCGACAAGAUGCCCGAGCCCGGCAGAUUCUUUCCCAGUCGCUACUGGAGCAAGCAAAUUAUCGAACACGAGAGACAGCAGAAGAACGAGUCAUAGAACAAUAUCCAGGGCCGGAGAAUACGAAGCAAAGGGAAAAUCCGUGGAAGGGAUUCUAUGAUGAAAUGGCUGGCUGUUUCUGUUUUCAUAAUUCAUUGUGGGCUGUACGACAAUAGAAAAGGCGUUCUUCUAUCAGUUGGUCAAUUGACCGCGCAGGUGUCUCUGGGGAGACUCCUCCAGUGUUCGAUAUAAUCGCUCUGUGUACAGACGGACCCGUUCCGUGAAUUCAGUUUUGUUCCAAAGUUCCUUAGCGUUGUCAGAUGUCGCUGAUAAUCGAG
Aspergillus glaucus CBS 516.65 is the source of this 762-nucleotide messenger RNA. RefSeq lists its product as uncharacterized. The transcript is spliced from 3 exons. Lineage: Eukaryota; Fungi; Ascomycota; Eurotiomycetes; Eurotiales; Aspergillaceae. Bases 227 to 484 code for a protein of 85 amino acids. The record is from RefSeq and is a predicted model, not a curated record.